AUGUAUUUGGUUAGGCUGUAUAGUGAUGGAUCUCUAGCUCCUGUGUGGUUCUAUUGGAGAGAGGAUUACUGUGAGAAUGCUUUGUUUUUACGGUGGCUAUAUCGUAGGGUUGAUAUCAAAGAGUUGGAGCUUAUAAUCUUUGAAUUAGCAUUUAAAGCAAGGAUCAGAAGGAGAAUCCUUGACCCGCGAAGCCACUUUGUCAACAAAUGGAACCACAUUUUCCUCGUCACUUGCAUGAUCGCCCUCUUUCUAGACCCUUUAUAUUUCUUCCUCCCAGUUAUCGGCGGCGACGCCUGCAUGGCCAUCGACUAUGGCCUCGGCAUCUGGGUCACCUUGGCUCGCACGGUUACUGACAUGUUCUUUUUCAUGCAUGUUAUUAUCAAGUUCAGGACAGCCUUCGUCGCCCCUAGUUCCCGUGUUUUUGGAAGAGGAGAUCUUGUUAUGGACCCUAGAGAGAUUGCUAUGAGAUACUUGAGAACUGAGUUCAUUGUUGAUCUUGCCGCUGCUCUUCCCCUCCCUCAGAUUAUAAUUUGGUUCACAAUUUCAAGAGCAAAAAACCGAUCAACUGACCAUGCAAACCACUCAGUUUCUCUAGCAGUUCUCAUUCAAUACGUUCCUCGAAUCUAUGUGAUGUUUCCUUUGAAUCGCCGGAUUGUUAAAAGCACCGGUGUUGUCGCCAAGACUGCAUGGUCGGGGGCAGCCUACAAUCUUCUCCUCUAUGUUCUUGCAAGCCAUGUUUUGGGAGCAUCAUGGUAUGGGGCAUCUCUCCAAAGGCAAAGAGAGUGCUGGGAAAGACAAUGUGCUAGAGAGAGAAACCGUACACAUUCACCUUCUUGCAAUCGUUCUUUUCUAGAUUGUGCUACAAGGAAUACUCCUGCACGUAAUGCUUGGCUUAAAAUGACUCUACUUCUCACCGAAUGUGAUGCCAAACAUGAUCAAAAUUUUCAGUUUGGACUGUUUGCUGAAGCCUUCACCAAUAAUGUUGCUGACGUUAAUUUCAUUGAUAAAUAUUUCUAUUGCCUUUGGUGGGGUUUACGAAAUCUAAGUUCAUACGGCCAAAAUUUGAUGGCAAGUACUUACGAAGGUGAAUUAUUAUUCAGCAUUGGCAUAUGCAUUAUGGGUCUAGUUCUGUUUGCACAUCUCAUUGGCAACAUGCAGACCUAUAUGCAAUCCACAUCAGCCAGAUUGGAAGAGUGGAGGAUUCGACGGAAAGAUACAGAAGAGUGGAUGAGUCACCGUCAAUUACCUCCAGAAUUGCAAGAACGUGUUCGACGUUUUGUCCAAUACAAAUGGCGAGCCACAAGAGGUGUUGAUGAAGAAUCCAUCUUGAAGUCCUUGCCUUUGGACCUGCGACGUCAAAUUCAAAGGCAUCUCUGUCUUGCUCUUGUUCGACGUGUACCUUUCUUUGCACAAAUGGAUGAUCAACUAUUAGAUGCAAUAUGUGAACGUUUAGUCUCUUCACUAAACACCAAAGACACAUACAUUGUGAGGGAAGGAGAUCCAGUGAACGAGAUGCUUUUCAUCAUCAGAGGACAGCUAGAGAGCUCCACCACCAACGGUGGAAGAUCAGGUUUUUUCAACUUAAUCAUAUUAAGGGCUGGUGACUUCUGUGGAGAAGAAUUAUUAACAUGGGCAUUAAUGCCAACAUCUUGCCUAAACUUACCAUCAUCAACUAGAACAGUCAAGGCAUUAACCGAAGUAGAAGCCUUUGCUCUCCGAGCAGAAGACCUCACAUUCGUCGCUAAACAAUUCAAACACUUGCACAGCAAGAAGCUGCAGCAUGCAUUUAGAUAUUAUUCUCAUCAAUGGAGGACUUGGGGAGCUUGCUAUAUACAAGCUGGAUGGAGGAGAUGCAGGAGAAGGAAGUUGCAGAUGGAGUUGGCAAGGCAAGAGAGCUUGUAUUAUGCUCAAGUUAUGGAAGGUGAAGGUGAAGGUGAUUAUGAUGGUGAAGGAUCAUCACCAGAAAGUGCAAAUAAUGCACAACAUCUUGGAGCUACAAUUCUUGCAUCAAAAUUUGCUGCAAAUACAAGAAGAGGAAUGGUUAAUAAAGGAGUCAUUGAUGAUGACACCACCUUGAAAAUGCCUAAGCUGUUUAAACCACGGGAGCUUGAUUUUUAUUAA
Messenger RNA from Manihot esculenta (cassava), 2121 nucleotides. RefSeq names its product probable cyclic nucleotide-gated ion channel 16. Gene Ontology annotation, cellular component: membrane. The transcript has 9 exons. Gene Ontology annotation, molecular function: voltage-gated potassium channel activity. The coding region runs from base 1 to 2121 and encodes 706 amino acids. Lineage: Eukaryota; Viridiplantae; Streptophyta; Magnoliopsida; Malpighiales; Euphorbiaceae. Gene Ontology annotation, biological process: potassium ion transport; transmembrane transport. The record is from RefSeq and is a predicted model, not a curated record.